AUGUAUAGAAUUAUUUUAACAUUAAAAUGUUUGCUUUGGCUUCUAGGAAAAUGGGAUGUAGAUUUGACUUGGCUACCUUAUUUCUCAAAUCCAUACACAUAAUAUAAUAAUAUUAGAGAAGCAAAAUAUUUAUUAGCUAAUAACUAUAAUCCAUAUAGUACGGAUGGAAUAUUUUAGAAACCCUUGAUUGUUUAUGGAUUAGUUUUAAUUGAUAAUGACAUUAUAUUUCUGAUAGCUGAUAUUUUAGUAUGCUUUUUAAUUGUGCAAUUAUUUGGUGAAAAAUAAGGAUAUAGGAAAUCAAUUUUGUUAUUUUAUCAUUUGAAUCCAAUAAUAGUAAAAAAUGAUUAAUAUUUUAGUUUGCAAAUAUAAUUUUAAAGAAUACAAAUGUAUUCGAUCAUAUAUUUUUAUUAUUGACAAUAUUUUCAGCACUUAAAAUAAAAAUUCUAUCCCCUAUUUUAUUUGGAAUUUUAUUAUAUUUAAACCCAUAAUAUUUUAUUUUGUUAGCUGUAAUAUCUGUAAUCUUUAGAAGGGAAUCUUCAACAACUUUAAAAUUUGCUAUUAAAUUAAUAGUAUUUCUAUUUGUGUGCAUGGCAACUAUUUGUUUAUUAUUAUAUAUUUCAUAUUUAAUAACAGGGGAUUGGUAAUUUAUAGAAAAAACUUAUAUUGAUUAUUAUUUUCCUAAAGAUCAUAGACCAACAAUAGGAUUUUUAUGGGCAUUAUUUUCAGGAGUAUAUAUGAUAAAAUAUUUUAGUUAUUUUCAAAAUAUAAGUGUUUAUAUCAUGCUUUUUUUAUGUUGUUGCCUUCUUGUUAUAUUUUACCAUUAUAUAAUUUAUUUGUGAAAUACGCUAAAAGAGAGAAAGAGUAUCUUGGAUUUAUGAUUGGAGUUUCUUUGUUUGUAAUAAUUGAUAUUUAAUAUAUUAGUGUAGUUUCUUAUAUUUUCAAUAUAUUGCCAUAUCAGAUCUAGUGAUAAUAUUUAUACUUUUAUUCUAAAGAUAUGAUUGGCUAUUUAAUUCAUUACCAACAAUAGUUAUUAUUCAUGCAGGAUGCUUAAUAUUAUUUUUAGGAGGUGGAUUACAAUUAACAUGGACACAUUCUUUUACAGGAAAUCCAAAUUUUACAUUCUUUUAAGUUUUUGUUUCAUAUGUGUUUUAUGUUAUUUUGGUAUCUGAAGGAGUUAGAGAAAUGUUAAAAUUUAGAACAAUUUAAAAGAAAGAAGAAAAAGACAAGAUGAAAUUAGAAAGUGAGGAUGAAAAGAAAGAGAAUGAAUAAAGAAACAAAAAAGUAAAAGGAGAUUGA
Messenger RNA from Paramecium primaurelia, 1296 nucleotides. NCBI's taxonomy places the organism in Eukaryota, Ciliophora, Oligohymenophorea, Peniculida, Parameciidae. The record is from the annotation of a GenBank genome assembly.